Bombina bombina (fire-bellied toad) is the source of this 6150-nucleotide messenger RNA. It is a transcript of the gene PRP4K, whose product is annotated as pre-mRNA processing factor 4B. NCBI's taxonomy places the organism in Eukaryota, Metazoa, Chordata, Amphibia, Anura, Bombinatoridae. The transcript has 16 exons. Gene Ontology annotation, molecular function: protein serine/threonine kinase activity; ATP binding. Gene Ontology annotation, biological process: mRNA cis splicing, via spliceosome; peptidyl-serine phosphorylation; peptidyl-threonine phosphorylation. Bases 64 to 3063 code for a protein of 999 amino acids. The record is from RefSeq and is a predicted model, not a curated record.
ACUGUUAUCCUUUCCGCUGCCUGUAACCUCGUCUCCUCCGAAGUGUUCAUCCCUGUUUCAGAAAUGGCUGCCGUGGAUUCGGAGCUACAGGGCCCAGAAAUGGAAGAUGCAGAUACACCAGACAGGAGUGUACCUGAGGAGAAUGGAGAAGUCUCUGAGGAGGAAGAAGAGCAACAACCUCAGAUCAAGCACAGUAAACACAAGAAGAAGAAACACAAACAUAGGAAUAAACACAAGAAACACAAACACUCUUCUGAAGAGGACAAGGACAAAGAUAAAAAACACAAACAUAAACACAAACACAAGAAGCAUAAGCGGAAAGAGACUGUAGACCCUGAGAAGGAUGAAAUUUCACCUUCAAAGCGGGCAAGAAUGGAAGAUCUUGCCUUGUUGGAAGACUUGGAAAAGCAAAGAGCUUUAAUUAAAGCUGAACUUGACAAUGAGUUGAUGGAAGGCAAAGUGCAUUCUGGCAUGGGCUUAAUAUUGCAAGGUUAUAACUCUGGAUCUGAGGAAGGAGAAAUUAAUGAAAGAAAUCGUAAUGGGAAAAGAACAUCUUCCAAAACAACUACAAAGGGGAAACAGGAGCUUGCUUCCAAAUCAAGUUCCAAAAGAAGAAGCAGGAGUAAGUCUAAAGAGAAGGUGAGACAUAAAUCAGAAAAGAAAAAAACUAAAGCCAACUCUGAAACUACUAAAGAGAAAGUACCUAGAAGCAAAUCAAAAGAGCGAAGAAAAUCAAAAAGCCCAGCUAAAAGAAACAAAUCUGAAGAUCAAUCAAAGAAGUCACCAGCACUGAGGAGACAGUCGCCCGAAAAAAACAUAAAAUCAAAGUCUCCACCAGAGGAGAAGGUUAAAUCAAAAGAUAGGAAAAAAUCUCCAACAGCUGUUGACAGUAGAAGUAGAGAUAAAAGCAGGAAAUCUCGAUCGCCUAUACUUAUAAGAAGUAAAUCCAAAGAAAGGCGAUCAAAGUCUAAAGAACGGAAACUUAGGAGGUCUGAUGGUGAAAGAGAGAAGAAGCCACUUAAAUCUCCAUCAAAAGAUGCUUCUUCUGGAAAAGAAAACCGCUCACCAGGUCGAAGGCCAGCCCGCAGUCCAAAGGCUAGAAGCCUAUCUCCUAAAGCACGUGAUAGAACUUUAAGGCAUAGCAGAUCUCCACCUCUUCUUCAUGAUCGAAAAACAAAACCAACAUCACCAAGGCCUCUCUCCCCCACACGGAGAGCAAAGAGCAAAUCACCUGAAAGAAAAAGAAGGGAACCAGAGAGAAAAAGAUUAUCAUCUCCAAGGACAAGGUCGCGAGAUGAUGCUGUUUCAAGACAUGACAGACCAAAAGAAGCCAGUCCCCCUCGAUGGUCUCCUUCUAGAAGACGACCAAGUAGAUCUCCUCUCCGUAGAAGGUCCCGAUCACCCCUAAGGCGCAGUAGAUCACCUAGGAGAAGGAGUAGAUCCCUUCACAGACGAGACAGAGGCCGAAGAAGUCGAUCUCGUCUGAGGAGAAGGUCACAUUCCCGGGGAGGACGUGGUCGCCGAAGGAGAAGCAGGACUAAAGAUGAAGACAAAUUUAAAGGAAGCCUUUCUGAGGGAAUGAAAAUUGAGCAAGAAUCUUCGGAUGAUAACCUUGAGGAUUUUGAUGUGGAGGAGGAAGAUGAAGAGGCACUUAUUGAGCAAAGACGACAACAGAGACUUGCCAUUGUACAGAAAUACAAGUACCUAAAUGAUGAUAGCAAUCAGUCAGUGCCGUCAGAGCCCAGCAGUCCUCAAAGCAGUGCACGAAGCCGUUCUGCAUCUCCAGACGAUAUACUUGAACGAGUUGCUGCAGAUGUUAAGGAAUAUGAGAGAGAGAACCUUGACACCUUUGAGGCUUCUGUAAAAGCCAAGCACAAACUUGUGUCCGAACAGAAUAAUGGCUCAGCACAGAAGAAAGUAUUGGCCCCUGACAUGUUUACAGAAUCUGAUGAUAUGUUUGCAGCAUACUUUGAUAGUGCCCGUUUCAGGGCUGCUGGCAUUGGAAAAGAUUUCAAAGAAAAUCCUAAUUUAAGAGAUAACUGGACUGAUGCUGAAGGCUAUUAUCGUGUGAAUAUUGGUGAAAUAUUGGAAAAACGUUAUAAUGUGUAUGGCUACACAGGGCAAGGGGUCUUCAGUAAUGUGGUACGUGCGCGAGAUAUGGCUAGGGCUAAUCAAGAAGUUGCUGUCAAAAUCAUCAGAAACAACGAACUAAUGCAAAAAACUGGCUUGAAAGAAUUGGAAUUUCUUAAGAAACUAAACGAUGCAGAUCCAGAUGACAAGUUCCAUUGUUUGCGAUUGUUUAGGCACUUCUACCACAAACAGCACUUGUGCUUAGUGUUUGAGCCUCUAAGUAUGAAUUUGCGGGAAGUUUUGAAAAAGUAUGGAAAAGAUGUUGGUCUACAUAUUAAAGCUGUCAGGUCCUACAGCCAGCAGCUCUUUCUAGCGUUAAAACUUCUAAAAAGGUGCAAUAUCCUUCAUGCAGAUAUUAAGCCUGAUAAUAUUCUGGUGAAUGAAUCCAAAACUAUUCUGAAACUUUGUGACUUUGGAUCAGCAUCACACGUUGCUGAUAAUGACAUUACACCUUAUCUUGUCAGUAGAUUUUAUCGAGCACCUGAAAUCAUUAUUGGAAAAAUCUAUGAUUAUGGAAUAGACAUGUGGUCAGUGGGUUGCACCUUAUAUGAACUUUAUACUGGAAAGAUUUUGUUUGCCGGCAAAACUAAUAAUCACAUGAUAAAACUAGCCAUGGAUUUAAAAGGAAAAAUGCCAAAUAAGAUGAUUCGGAAAGGAGUUUUUAAGGAUCAACACUUUGAUUCUAAUUUAAACUUCAUGUACAUUGAAGUGGAUAAAGUAACAGAACGGGAAAAAGUUACUGUGAUGAGCACGAUCAACCCAACAAAGGAUCUUUUAGCGGAUUUAAUUGGAUGCCAGAGACUUCCAGAAGAGCAACGUAAAAAAGUACACCAACUCAAAGACUUGUUGGAUCAGAUUCUCAUGUUAGAUCCAGCUAAACGGAUAAGCAUCAAUCAAGCUCUCCAGCACCCAUUUAUCCAGGAAAAGAUAUGAAUCAAGCAAAUGGUUUGCAUAAAUCGCACACCAGGACUGAAGACCUUUUCACAGCAGAUUGUUAAUGUAUAUAAUCACAUAAAUAUUUCCUUGCAAAGUUGAGGAAGCAUGAUAUGUUUGAAUUAACACCUAAGAUUAUUUUUUUUCCUUUUGAAGAAAAAAAAAAUGUCUGGGCAUAUCUGUUACUUGUACAACUUUUUCACAGUAUAAAUGAUUUUAAUUUGACAAACCAGGAAAAAAUACAGUUCUAGAUCUGUUUUUUUGCUUUGAAAAUUAUGUUUGGGGGAAAAAGUUGCAGUUUAGUGCUUGGAUGUUGAUAUUUUAUUUUUAGCAGGCAUGAUUUGUAUAAAUAUAGAUAUAUUUUUUUCGUCUUUGAGAAAAAACUUGACCAGCAUAAAUGCUGUUUAUAUUCACAUUUUCCUAGGUUGUGUGCGCAGGCCUCAGCAGCAUACCCUUGGUCUAGUCAGUGCCGAAGGGGGAUCUAUUCCUUCUUGAGCCUGCCUGCAGGGAUGGUCUCCUCUUUUAAAGCAGGUUGUGUACAACUUUCAGUACACUGAAGGUAAGCUUAAACCAUCAACAUCAUUGGUAUUUUAAGAUAUUUAUGUAUAUAGAAAUAUAUAUUUUGUCAACAAAUUAAAUAUGGUAGCUAAAGACACAUUCUAGGAAAACUGAAAUGCACAUUAGUAAAAUUUGAUUAAAAGCCUUUUUGCAUUUGUAUUCUAUUAAGUAAAAAUACUUACAGAAAACACUACUAUCUGUUGUAGGGAUUAGGUUUUACUUUGCAUGAUACUUGCAGACUUGUAUAGCCAUUGGUCAUCUGUGCCUGUAUGGUCUGCACUUCCUCAGUCUGCUUGAAACACGUUGUGCAUUGGAACCAUUUAAAUAUGCUCCACCUUCUGUAGACACUGACCAUGUGCAAAGUGUUAUAGUGAUUGCACACAGCUUAUGGCCAUACGCUCUGGAGGUCAGAUGCACAGCAAAAGCUAUCACGACAACAACUAUAGCUUUUUCUUUUUUUUUUUUUUUUUUUUUUGUGUUAUUUUUUCAUUUUUGCUUAAUAGAAGAUUUAUCCAGAAAUGCUUCAAAUUGAAACUGAAAUGUGCUGAUGUGCAUUUUAUUUCCCCUAGAAUGUCCCUUUUUAAUUUGCCAGCAUAAUUUCCCUGCAUGUUUCACAUGUGAACUACUGUGCUUUUUUGUUGUUAUAUUUUAAUUUAGACAAUAUCUGUGAACGUUUCAGUCCACACUUUUGCUCCAUUCCUUUAAUAUGGAGUAUAUGCGCACUUGGAUGGAAGGAGAGCGCCUUCAGUGUACUGUUUCUUAAUAUUUUUUUUUUUAAUUUUAAAUCUUGCUUCAUAUUGAAAAUAGUCAUCUGUAAAAUAGAAAUCCUGUACUUUCCAAAAAAAAUGUUACAUUUAAAAUGAAUGUGGGGAGAAACAUCUUGUUUAUAACUUUGUUGAUAAAUUUGCUUCUUUUUUUUUAAUAAAAAAUAAUAAUAAAUCUUUAUGUAUUGAAAUGUGUCUGUGUGUAACUGCAGUCAAUACCAGAGAAACCAUCCUUGCAUAAAUAACAGUUAUUAAAUGGAAUUCUAUUUGGUACUGACUGGAGAUGCUGGUGUUUAAUUUGUUCAUUGUUUUCAUUACUUGUGAUCAUAUUGUCUUUCAAUACAGGCUUACACUCUCCACUCUUGAACAAAAGCAGCUGCUUUUUAAAAGCGGUAAUUGCUUCUUUACCUUUUUAUUUCUUUUGUAAAUGAAGCUAUACUUUAAAAAUGUCUUUAAAAUGUUAUUUUGCAUAAAAAGUUGACUCUCACUUAUUGUAAAGUGAAGAUUGUUCUUCUGCAUGUAGGUUGAAUCAUGCAGAUAUCUGUCUGUUUUCAAUAUGCAUCAUUAGAUAAUAAAGUCUUUUGUGAACAAAGAAUCUGUAGCAAUUUGUAAGAGAGAUUGUUUUUAUUGCUUCUCAGAAUUGCUGUCUGGGUAUCCUACGAAUGGUUGAAAGUCCACUUUAACUUUCUAUAGAAAGUUCAUAUUUAGUAAUAACAUACCAUAUAACAAUAGUUAAGAUUCAUGCAUAGUGAUUUGAAAUACUAGAUACCCAAUAAAAAACGUACAAUACAAGAGCCUAUUAUUCAGAGUAGUGUGAUUAUUUUGAUGGAUUUGGCGUUGACUAAUGUUUGUGCUGUUUUCUUACUUUUCGUCUUGAUGGUGCUGAAAGAAAAAAAGGAAAGCAAGACACAUGCCUCCCAACGUCUGGUUUGCUGAGACACCAUCUUCACCUUCCUUAAAAGGUCAUUCUUGACAGCAUGUGUAGAUAAGCAUUUAGCACAAAUUAAAAAUGAAAUGGAUUUACCCACAGCGGUUGUGAAAAAAAAAACCUUAUAUAUUUUCUGCUUCAAGUCACACUAUUAAUAACAAAACACUUUUUCUAAUUUAUAUUUUUUCUAUCUGUGUGUGAGCUAAUUGCUGUGGGUUUCCAUUGGCGUUUUUAUUAUUAUUUACUUGGCUUAUUAGUGAACUACCCAGAAAAAACAGACCAGCAUGCAGUUCCACUUAAUGAACAUUGUCAAUUCAUAUUAAAGCAUAAUCACUUUAAAAGGCAGGUGUUACUGUUUGUUCUUUUUCCCUAUUGAGAGCUUUAAAUUGAUCUUAUGAAUUCAGCAGACAUUUGCAUUUAUUUGUGAAAUUGAUACCUAAGUCGGAAGUCUGUAGGUAAAAAUUUUUUUGAGAUUUAUUCAUGUUAGCAAUGUACCACAUACAUCUAAGCCAAUGGUAACCAUAGACAUAGACCAGGGACAGAAGUCAGCAUAAUGCUUCAAAUAGUGUGCUAAAAAGAUCAUGUUGCUGGUUUACCUGUUUCUUUGUGUUUUAGAUGCAGUUUGAAGAAUGAAGACAUGAAGAAGACAUACCAACGUUUAUAUUAAAUGAGAGAGAUUAUGAAUGUGCAGCUUGAGUAAUAUGACUGCUUAAGAUGAAAUCAUUUGGAAUCCUUGCUGAAAAAUACUGGAUUUGUGUAAAGCGAUUAAGUUUCUAACCGCUCUGUUCUCUAUUGCCAUGAAUGGAUCAACAUGAAUAAAGUGUAUAUUUUAGAUUU